AUGUGCCUUUCUCCUGCCGAUGGGUGGCUAUAUUUGGCUGCUGCGGAGACUAGGGCUAGCGGCUCCACCGGAUCCAUCGUUUGGACGCGUCGCUCCUAUCAGCCUUCUGCCUCGUUCUCGUCCUCGUUAUCGGUUUCGCUCUCGGUUUCGCUCUCGUUUCCGCUCUCGUGGUCGUAUAUCAGCCACCCCGCAGCCUUCGGAUGCCUGCACAUCUCCCUUUCGUCCCUGCACCAGUCAAUUAUGCCUCCACGUCGCGCCCAUACGAAAUCUCGGAACGGAUGCGAUCAGUGCAAAUCCCGCCGGGUCAAGUGCGACGAAGCGUGUCCGUGUGCCAACUGCGUCAAACGGAACCUGGCCUGCACCUUUGAACGUCGUCCUCCCAAACCCGGUCCGAGUCCUCUCAGUCAAUCCGACCAAUCCCCUGACUCGCCCGGCCUGUCGCUGCGGACCGACAAUGCCAUCAGCUCCUUACAGCCUCACGUUGCGGAUGCAUCUGCCUUUGUCCGUGAGUGGGGCGCGCAGGACCCUGAAUUGAUGCACCACUAUUGCAUCUACACCUCCAGGACCAUGUCGGAUCGGCAGGCGAUCCGUGACGUGUGGCAGAUCGAGGUGCCCAAAAUCGCCUAUUCGUAUGAAUUUCUCAUGCAUGGCAUCCUGUCGCUGUCAGCGCUGCACCUGGCCUACACUCGGCCCGAACGAUAUAGCCACUAUCUCGACACCUCCAACUUCCACAUGGCGCUCGGUCUGCAGACAUUCCGCAUCAUCCUGCAGACUCCGACCAAAGAAAAUUGUCGCGCGCUCUUUUGCUUCUCAAGCUUGGUUAUGGUGUGGACCUGUGGCGCACCGACCGAUCUCGGCGAUAGUCGUCCUCUGGAGAGCGUCAUCCGGCUGUUUAACCUAUGCCGCGGAAUCCUGACGCUUAAACCGUUCAUGUCGCAUAUCGAAAGCGGGUCUCUGGCCCCCCUGUUUCUAAGGGACUUCCGAUUCGACCCAAGCCCGCCACGGGACCAUGCUCAGCUGGUUCUAUUCCCCGGCAUUGACGAUCAAAUACAAGGAAUCCGACAGCUGGUCGCGUCCGAACCCUUGAGCGAGCAGACGAGACUAGUCUAUCAGCAGGCCAUCGAGUGUCUCGAGAAAUCCUUCAGGAAAAUCCAGACCUGCGAGAAGCCCGCCCAAUGCGGGAUGAUCUUCUUCUGGCCCAUCAGCGUGCGCGAUGAAUUUGUCGGCUUCCUCGUGGACAAGAGUCCGAUUGGACUGGUCCUGCUGGCGCAGUACUGUGCGCAGCUGUACCUAUUCCGUGGCUACUGGUUUGUGGAGGACCGGGCCCAAGAGCUGCUCAGUGGGGUGGCCGCGGCCUUGCCAUCGCGAUUGAGCCCAUGGCUGGACUGGCCAAGGCAGUUUUGCUCGAGCGAUUCAGCUGCCCUGCUAUAUCCAUGGAGAUCCCCCGAUGCCAAUGUCGCGUUUUGUGCGGAUUGCCUGGCCUAUGUUAGAGAUGUCGAUGCCAUGUUCCGGGAAAAUGGCAUGGUGGGGGCCAAUCAGCAGUUUUUCCGAUAUGCCCUGGACAAAUCCUGCCGCGGACAGCUCUUGAUCAGCGGCCAUUGCCCCCAAUAUCGGAGAAGAUUCCUAGAAAAGCCGGACAUGUCGCAGCUGGACCAGCCGUUCAAGGCCUGCAGGGGUAUUCGGGCCUGUAAAUAAAUUGGUGGCGCUUGUUCUUUUCUUGUUCCAUGCUACGAUGGCACUCAUGACAGUUGGGUGAUAUGCUUACGUUGAUCUAUCCAUUUAC
Molecule: messenger RNA, 1783 nt
Organism: Aspergillus sclerotioniger CBS 115572
Lineage: Eukaryota; Fungi; Ascomycota; Eurotiomycetes; Eurotiales; Aspergillaceae
Product: Zn(II)2Cys6 transcription factor
Exons: 4
Coding region: 1-1695 (564 amino acids)
Biological process (GO): regulation of transcription by RNA polymerase II
Molecular function (GO): DNA-binding transcription activator activity, RNA polymerase II-specific; zinc ion binding
Source: RefSeq, a predicted model, not a curated record